Molecule: messenger RNA, 2649 nt
Organism: Pseudomyrmex gracilis
Lineage: Eukaryota; Metazoa; Arthropoda; Insecta; Hymenoptera; Formicidae
Gene: Xpd
Product: TFIIH basal transcription factor complex helicase XPD subunit
Exons: 13
Coding region: 235-2514 (759 amino acids)
Biological process (GO): nucleotide-excision repair; transcription by RNA polymerase II; positive regulation of mitotic recombination
Cellular component (GO): nucleus
Molecular function (GO): ATP binding; damaged DNA binding; hydrolase activity, acting on acid anhydrides, in phosphorus-containing anhydrides
Source: RefSeq, a predicted model, not a curated record
CAUUUUAAAUUUUCUUCAGUAACUACUGUGUGUCACUAAACGAUAUCACAAUAGAAAUUAUAUAUGUAUAACCUAAUUUAGAAUCGAGAAGUAACAAUAAAUUGUUAUAUUAAAAAAAGAUUUUGUGCAAAAAAAUUUUAUGAUACCUAUGUAACUGUAAUUACAUCAAUAUAAAACUACAUAUAUGUAAAAUUACAUUGUGAAUGUAUAGAUAAAUAUAUGUAGCAAAUCAAUAUGAAAAUAAGUGUUGACGGAUUGAUAGUUUAUUUCCCAUACGAUUACAUCUACCCUGAACAAUAUGCAUACAUGCUUGAACUCAAGCGUGGCUUGGAUGCCAAGGGUCAUUGUCUGUUGGAAAUGCCUUCAGGCACUGGCAAGACAAUUACUUUGCUAUCACUUAUUGUAGCAUACAUGUUGGAACAUCCGUUGGAUGUUACAAAAUUGAUUUACUGUUCUCGAACGGUACCGGAAAUAGAGAAAGUUAUAGAAGAAUUGAAAAAACUUAUAGACUAUUAUGAAAAAGAAACCAAAAGCAAGCCAAAAAUUGUUGGUUUAGUUCUUAGUUCACGUAAAAAUAUGUGUAUUCAUCCUGAGGUUAGUAGAGAGCGGGAAGGUAAAAUUGUGGAUGGGCGAUGUCAUUCUCUUACGGCAUCGUAUGUACGGGAGAGACACAAUUUUGACGAGUCCACUCCUAUUUGCAAUUUUUAUGAAGGGUUUGAUAUGGAAGGCAGAGAACAAAUUGUUCCACCUGGUAUUUACUCCAUUGACGAUUUGAAAGACUACGGAAGAGAUCGUAACUGGUGUCCUUACUUUUUAGCCCGAUUCACAAUCUUGCACGCACAAAUCGUAGUGUACAGUUACCAUUAUUUAUUAGAUCCAAAGAUCGCGGAAACUGUUUCCAAAGAACUAAGCAAGAGUUCGGUAGUCAUUUUUGACGAAGCUCACAACAUUGAUAACGUCUGCAUCGAUUCUAUGAGUGUAAAGAUAAAUAGGAAAACAAUGGAGAAGAGUUCGGCUAAUAUACAACUCUUAGAGAAAACUGUGGCUGAGAUGAGAGAUGACGAUGUGAACAAGUUGAAGGAAGAAUACGACAGACUCGUCGAGGGACUGAGAGACGCCCAACUCCAGAGAGAAACGGAUGUUAUUUUAGCCAAUCCAAUUUUACCGAAUGAAAUACUCGAAGAGGUUGUGCCGGGUAACAUAAGGAACGCUGAGCACUUUGUCAGCUUCUUGAAGCGAUUCGUCGAGUACCUGAAAACUCGCCUACGAGUUCAGCACGUUAUUCAAGAAUCACCCGCGGCGUUUCUAAAGGACAUCCAAGUGAAAGUUGCUAUCGAGAGAAAACCUUUGCGAUUUUGUGCUCAAAGAUUGGCGUCUCUUUUGCGCACAAUGGAGAUAACAGAUCUAACCGAUUUCUCACCGAUUAUCUUGGUUACGCACCUUGCUACGUUGGUUUCUACGUACACGCAGGGUUUCACAAUUAUAAUAGAACCGUUUGACGAUAAAACGCCGACAGUUUUGAAUCCGAUAUUGCAGUUUAGCUGCUUAGAUUCUUCCAUCGCUAUCAAGCCUAUAUUCGAUCGAUUUCAAUCUGUAAUAAUCACCUCUGGAACACUGUCACCGUUGGAUAUGUAUCCCAAAAUCUUAAACUUUCAUCCAGUUAUAAUGUCGUCGUUCACUAUGACAUUGGCGAGACCGUGUCUUUUGCCUAUGAUUGUUGCGAAAGGCAAUGAUCAAGUGGCAAUUUCGUCGAAAUACGAGACACGAGAAGAUGUGGCUGUAAUAAGAAAUUACGGUCAACUAUUAGUCGAAUUCGCUGCGACUGUACCCGACGGCUUGGUCUGCUUUUUCACAUCGUACUUGUAUAUGGAAUCUGUAGUGGCUGCUUGGUACGAUCAAGGAGUUGUUGAUCAACUUCAGAGACAUAAAUUACUUUUUAUCGAGACUCAAGAUUCGGCGGAAACCAGUUUUGCUUUAAUCAAUUACAUAAAGGCCUGCGAAAACGGCAGAGGAGCCGUUCUUUUGUCGGUGGCUCGCGGAAAAGUGUCGGAAGGUGUCGAUUUCGAUCAUCAUUUGGGUAGAGCUGUAUUGAUGUUCGGCAUACCAUACGUGUAUACGCAAUCGAGAAUCUUGAAAGCGCGUUUGGAAUAUCUUAGAGAUCAGUUUCAAAUUCGAGAAAAUGAUUUCUUAACUUUCGAUGCCAUGAGGCACGCCGCUCAAUGUGUAGGACGUGCAAUCAGAGGCAAGACAGAUUACGGUAUUAUGGUGUUUGCGGACAAGAGAUUUUCGAGAAUAGAUAAACGAAGUAAAUUACCGAAAUGGAUACAAGAACAUUUGACCGAUAGUUUAUGCAACUUAUCCACCGAAGAAGCUAUACAGAUCAGUAAAAGAUGGUUACGGCAAAUGGCACAGCCAUUUACACGUGAGGAUCAACUCGGAUUGUCAUUGCUGACAAGAGAACAACUUGAGAAAGAAGAAGCUACCAAGAUUGAAGAGAAAGCGCAGCAAACCUGAUAAAAGCGCAACAUCGAGAGAUUGGACUAGAUAAUCUGACUCCUUGUUGUGCAAAUACCUAUUUAUGAAUUUGUGCUUUCGACUGCAAUUGUGUAUAUCGUAAAGAUAUAGAAUACAAUUUAUAUACUUUUCUAA